CCAGAACGGACAACAAGUAGCUCCCAACAAAUAUAAACAACAACCAUGGAUUUCUAUUAUCUACCCCUUUCGGCUCCCUGUCGUUCAGUGAUAAUGACAGCCAAGGCUCUUGGCAUUGAGUUGAACAAAAAAUUACUUAAUCUCUUCGAGGGUGAGCACAUGAAACCAGAAUUCCUAAAAAUCAAUCCUCAACACACCAUUCCUACUCUGGUGGACAAUGGCUUCGCCAUGUGGGAAUCUCGUGCCAUUAUGGUGUACUUGGUAGAGAAAUACGGCAAACAGAAUGACCCUCUGUAUCCCAGUUGCCCCAAGAAGCGUGCUCUCAUCAAUCAACGUCUCUAUUUCGAUAUGGGAACGUUGUGGAAAAGUUAUGCCGAUUAUACUUAUCCCCAGUUCAGAGAGAACAAACCAGCCGAUCCAGAAUUAUUUAAGAAAUUCGAGUCAGCUUUGGAGUUCUUGAACAUAUUCCUGUCACAAUCGAAAUAUGCUGCUGGUGAAACCAUGACCUUGGCCGAUUUGGCCAUCUUGGCUUCGGUUAGUACCUUUGAUGUUGUCCAAAUGGAUCUCAGCAAAUAUGAACACAUUUUACGGUGGUACAAUAUGCUCAAGGAUACGGCACCGGGUGCUGCUGAAAACUGGGCCGGUUGUUUGGAAAUGAAGAAAUAUUUUAAGAAGUGAAUAAUUUGAAUGAAUAGAUGGAACAUACGAGUGUAUAUAAAUAUUAAUAAAUAGAAAACGAAUAAAACUUUUUCUGAGUUGAA
This is a messenger RNA of Musca domestica (house fly), 761 nucleotides long. Its product is annotated as glutathione S-transferase 2. NCBI's taxonomy places the organism in Eukaryota, Metazoa, Arthropoda, Insecta, Diptera, Muscidae. The record is from RefSeq and is marked provisional. Gene Ontology annotation, molecular function: glutathione transferase activity. Gene Ontology annotation, biological process: glutathione metabolic process.